UCAAAGAUCUUGAGCAACUUGAUCUUAGUGACAAUUUGCUGAUUGGAACAAUACCAGCUACACUUGGAAUGUUACCCAAGUUGCGAGUAUUGAACCUCUCACAUAAUCAUCUCUCUGGCACCAUUUCUUCCAUUUUCGGUCCAAUGUCAGCUUUGUCUACUGUUGACAUAUCAAACAAUCAAUUAGAAGGCCGCCUUCCUAAAAACUCAGCCUUUUACAAGUUUGAUGCAUUGAGGAAUAAUAAAGGUUUGUGUGGUAAUGUCACUGGUUUAAGUCGGUGUGGUGAUUCCAAACUAAAUGGACAUAGCCAUGGGAGUAAAAAGUUCGUGAUAAUAUUCCUCCCAUUGGCCAUACUGCUAUUAGUACUUGUUGGAGCAUCUUACAUUUUUUACCGAAUAGCAAAAAGCAAAGAUGGACAAGCACCACCAGACGAGGUUUAUUCUAUAUGGAAUCUUGAAAGAGAAAUAUUGUAUGAAGAUAUCAUCGAAGCCACAAAGGAAUUUGAUGACAAAUAUCUUAUUGGGAAAGGCAGCCAAGGAAAUGUUUACAGGGCUGAGUUGCCUACUGGUGAUGUUGUUGCUGUAAAGAAGCUUCACUCUUUUGGUGGAGAAAUCUCCAACCAGAAAGCUUUUACAAGUGAGCUUCAGGCUUUGACAGAACUCAAGCAUCGUAACAUUGUGAAGCUAUAUGGGUUUUAUUCCAAUGCUCAAUUCUCCAUCUUGGUUUAUGAGUUCUUGGAAGGUGGCAGCUUGGAUAACAUACUAAAGAAUGAGAAACAAGCCACUGAAUUUGAUUGGAAGAAGAGGGUGAAUGCUGUUAAAGGUGUGGCUAAUGCAUUAUUCUAUAUGCAUCAUGGCUGUUCAAUUCCUAUUGUUCAUCGUGACAUAUCAAGCAAGAAUAUUCUUCUAGGUUCUGAAUAUGAAGAAGCUCACAUCAUUGACUUUGGAACUGCAAAGCUUUUGAAUCCUGACUCAAAAAAUAUGACCACAUUUGUCGGCACAUUUGGGUACGCUGCACCAGAGAUAGCUUUCAUCAUGGAAGCCAAUGAGAAAUGUGAUGUUUAUAGUUUUGGAGUGUUGACUUUAGAAAUCAUCAUGGGAAUACAUCCAGGAGAACUUAUUUCAUCUUUGAUGGAGGGAUCAACUGGUGAUGAUUUGUUGUUGAAGGAUGUGUUAGACCCACGACUUUCUCCCCUCACAAAACCAAUCCUAGAUGAGGUGAUCCUAGUUGCAAAAAUAGCAUGGUCCUGUUUGAAUGAGAAUCCUCAGUCUCGUCCAACCAUGGAACAAGUAUCUACGGAGCUCAGCGGUUCAAUUCCUCCGUCCAUUGGUAACUUGAUCAAUUUAACUCACAUCCAUCUCACAAACAAUAGUCUCUCAGGACAUGUUCCUUCCACUAUAGGAAACAUGACAAAGCUCACUGUCCUGCUGGUGAACCAUAACAACCUCAGUGGUUACCUUCCACGAGAAAUGAAUAACUUUACCGGUUGGUAUAACAUCCAAGUGGGUUAUAAUAACUUCAUUGGCCAUUUGCCACAUCAGGUUUGUCGAGGAGGCAAGUUAUUUAGGUUUAUGGCUUCUCAUAACCAUUUCACUGGUCCUAUUCCAACAAGUUUGAAGAAUUGCUCUAGUCUAGAAAGACUCGGGCUUGAAGGUAACCAAUUAGCUGAUAAUGUGACUGAUGCUUUUGGAGCAUACCCUCAAUUGAAUUACAUCAACCUGAGUGGUAAUAAAUUGUAUGGCCAUCUUUCAUCAAUGUGGGGGAAGUGUCCAAAUCUCACGCAGCUUGUCAUUGAUAAUAACAAGCUUUCUGGUGUUAUACCACCGGAAUUAGGAGAUGCAACUAAGCUUGGUGUGCUUAAUUUCUCUUCAAAUCAUUUCUCUGGACAAAUUCCAAAAGAGCUAGGAAAGUUGGUCUCUCUGACACGUCUCUCUUUGAGCCAUAAUAACUUCUCAGGUAAUGUUCCCUCAGAUAUAAAAUCACUUAACCUACUUGAAGAGUUGGAGUUGGAAGCAAAUAAUUUCAAUGGCUCAAUCCCAAAAGAAAUUGAGAGCUUAGAAAGGUUAAGAGAAUUGAAUCUGAGGAAAAACAGGUUUGAGGGAAGCAUUUCCUUGGAGUUUGGGAAACUCAGAGAUCUUGAACAACUUGAUCUGAGUGAGAAUUUGUUGAGUGGGAAAAUACCCACAAUGCUUGGAGUGUUACAGAAAUUGGAAAUAUUGAACCUUUCACGUAAUAAUUUCUCUGGCACUAUCUCCAGUUUCAGCAAAAUGUUAGUUUCUGCUGAUAUAUCAUUCAACCAAUUAGAAGGUCCUAUUCCAAACAACCAAGCCUUUCUCACCUUUGAAGCAUUGAGAAAUAACAAAGGUUUGUGUGGUAAUGUCUCAGGUUUACCAUUGUGUACUAAUUCCCAGCAGACAACUACUAAUGCCACAAUGGACUUUGAUGUCAGAUAUCUCAUUGCAAAAGGUGGUCAAGGAAGUGUUUACAGGGCAGAGUUGCCUACAGGUCAUGUUGUUGCUGUAAAGAGGCUUCAUUCAUCAAUAUCAACCUUGACAGAGAUCAAACACCGCAACAUUGUGAAACUAUAUGGGUUUUGUUCCAAUUCACAAUUCUCCUUUUUGGUUUAUGAGUUCUUGGAAGGUGGCAGCUUGGAGAACAUACUGAAAAAUGAGGAACAAGCCCCUAAGCUUGAUUGGAAUAAGAGAAUCAAUGUUGUUAAAUGUGUAGCCAAAGCUUUAUUCCAUAUGCAUCAUGGCUGUUCCAUUCCUAUUGUUCAUCGUGACAUAUCAAGCAAGAAUGUUCUUCUAAGUUCAAAAUAUGAAGAAGCUCGCAUCACUGACUUCGGAACAGCCAAGUUUUUGAACCCUAAUUCAAGCAAUAUCACCACAUUUGCAGGCACAUUUGGGUAUGCUGCUCCAGAGAUUGCUUACAUCAUGAAGGCAAAUGAGAAAUGUGAUGUCUAUAGCUUUGGAGUGUUGGUUUUGGAAAUCAUUAUGGGAAUACAUCCAGGAGAGUUUAUUUCAUAUUUGGCGGAGAAAUCAACCACAUAUGAUUUGCUAUUAAAAGAUAUGAUGGAUCCACGACUUUCACCCCCUAUAAAACGAAUCCGUCAUGAGGUUAUUGAAGCUGCAAAAAUAGCAUUUUCUUGUUUGAAUGAGAAUCCUCAAUCUCGUCCAACCAUGGAGCAAGUAGCUAUGAAGCUUGAAAGGCCACCAAAAUCUCAUUUAGAGGAUCAAUUUGACACCAUCACAAUUGGACAACUCAUGAAGGAUUGA
Messenger RNA from Prosopis cineraria, 3275 nucleotides. RefSeq names its product MDIS1-interacting receptor like kinase 2-like. The transcript has 6 exons. NCBI's taxonomy places the organism in Eukaryota, Viridiplantae, Streptophyta, Magnoliopsida, Fabales, Fabaceae. Gene Ontology annotation, molecular function: ATP binding; protein kinase activity; protein binding. The record is from RefSeq and is a predicted model, not a curated record. Gene Ontology annotation, biological process: protein phosphorylation. The coding region runs from base 69 to 3275 and encodes 1068 amino acids.